GUGUGUGUAAGAGAGAGAGAGAGAGAGAGAGAAAGAGACUGGCUUUUUUUCCUUUUUGCUCUUUCCCUAUUUCCUCUCUCUACAGGCGAGCAGAGCAGAGCGGGACUGAGUGAGAGGAGGACAGAGACACAGACGAGCGCAGACCAGAGCACAGCAACUCCACAAAGACAAGAGAGGAGAAGAGUUUGCAAGGAGAAAAUAAGAGAAGGAAAACAGCUUUUUUUUUGUUUUUUUACAUCAGCAAACUGUGGUGGAUAUCAUACCUACAUCAAAAGAAAUCUAGAAGAACACAAAAGGAUUUGCUUUGCUUCACAGAUAAAAGGAAAAUAUUAGCAUUUGUUAUAGUUUAAUUUUCUAUUUAUAUUCACCACAAAUAUAUAAUUAUUGCAGAGGAUUUGAAAGGUGUAUAAAGGACUCUUGGUUUUUGAAGACAAACAGGGAGACAAAGGUGGGCAGAGAGAGAGAAGUAGGUUUUUUUUUUUGAAGAAGAAGAACUGACUGCAGUGGUGGUGAAUAUGCCCGUUAGAGGAAACUGUUUUGGGGCAGGCAUGGGCAGGCUGGCCGGGCAGCCACUCUGGAUGUGGGUGGCGAUGCUCUCCGCUCUGCUCAUGGGCAAUGCCAGCGCCUGCCCAGCCCUGUGUACCUGCAGCGGCACCACAGUAGACUGCCAUGGACUGGGUCUCAGGACCAUGCCAAGGAAUAUCCCCCGCAACACUGAAAGACUGGAGCUGAACGGGAAUAACCUCACACGCAUCACCAAGAGUGACUUUGCUGGACUCAAGUACAUCAGAGUUCUGCAACUGAUGGAGAAUCAGAUUACUGUGAUCGAGCGUGGGGCUUUUGAUGACAUGAAGGAGCUGGAGAGACUGCGGCUGAACCGUAAUCAACUACAGCAGCUUCCUGAGAUGCUGUUUCAGAAGAACCCUGCCCUGUCUCGACUAGAUCUGAGUGAGAACUUCAUCCAGUCCAUCCCCCGAAAAGCAUUCAGGGGAGCCACAGACAUCAAAAACCUUCAGCUGGAUAAAAACCACAUUAGCUGCAUCGAGGAUGGAGCCUUCAGAGCUCUGAGAGGCUUGGAAGUACUAACGCUGAACAACAACAACAUAACCAGCAUCCCCGUUUCGAGCUUCAACCACAUGCCCAAAUUACGAACCUUCCGUCUCCACUCCAACAAUCUGAACUGUGACUGUCACCUGGCCUGGUUGGCCCAGUGGCUCAGGCAGAGGCCUACAAUUGGUCUAUUCACUCAAUGUACUUCCCCCACUGAGCUCAGAGGGCUCAAUGUAGCAGAGGUACAGAAACACGAAUUCAGCUGCUCAGGUCACCAGGAGUCUUCCAGCCUGCAGCCGUGCAGCGUCGGCGGAGGCUCGUGUCCCGCCAUGUGCACCUGCAGUAACAACAUUGUGGACUGCAGAGGGAAAGGUCUCACCGCUAUCCCAGCCAACCUGCCAGACAGCAUGGCCGAGAUACGUCUGGAACAGAAUGGGAUUAAGUCCAUUCCUCCCGGGGCCUUCUCUCCCUACAAGAAACUGCGUAGGAUAGACCUGAGCAAUAACCAGAUCUCGGAGAUAGCUCCUGAUGCCUUCCAAGGGCUGCGCUCCCUCAACUCCCUCGUGCUGUAUGGAAAUAAGAUCACUGACCUGCCCAAGGGAGUGUUUGACGGCCUCUACGCCCUGCAACUGCUGUUGCUGAAUGCCAAUAAGAUUCACUGCGUUCGUGCCAACACCUUCCAGGACCUGCAGAAUCUCUCGCUGCUAUCACUCUACGACAACAAGAUUCAAACCCUCGCCAAGGGCACCUUCACUUCACUACGAGCUAUACAGACACUUCACCUAGCCCAGAACCCAUUUAUUUGUGACUGUAAUCUGAAGUGGCUGGCAGACUACCUGCGCUCCAAUCCCAUUGAGACCAGCGGCGCCCGCUGCGCCAGCCCUCGCCGCCUUGCAAACAAACGCAUUGGACAGAUCAAGAGCAAGAAAUUCCGCUGCUCCGCCAAAGAGCAGUACUUCAUCCCAGGUACAGAGGACACCCGUCUGAAUAAUGCCUGCAACACUGAUCCAGUGUGUCCUCCCAAGUGCCGCUGCGAGUCCAACGUAGUGGACUGCUCCAACCUGAAGCUCACCAAGAUCCCUGAGCACAUCCCUGCGUCCACCAGUGAACUCCGCCUUAACAACAAUGAGAUCACCACUCUAGAGGCAACUGGAGUUUUUAAGAGCCUUUCCCAGCUUAAGAAAAUUAACCUCAGCAACAACAAGAUCACAGAGAUCGAAGAUGGGGCCUUUGAAGGUGCAUCGUCCGUCAUUGAGCUUCACCUCACGGCCAAUCAGAUCGACUCAGUUCGAAGCGGGAUGUUCCGUGGACUCGAGGGACUGCGUAUGCUGAUGCUGAGGAACAAUAAGAUCAGCUGUGUCCACAACGACAGCUUCACAGGCCUUCACAAUGUCCGUCUGCUGUCUCUGUAUGACAACCAGCUGACCACGAUAACUCCCGGGGCCUUCGACACUCUGCAGACCCUCUCCACCCUUAACCUCUUGGCCAACUCUUUCAACUGUGACUGCCGGCUGGCCUGGCUCGGUGAUUGGCUGAGGAGUAGGAAGAUUGUGACAGGUAACCCUCGCUGCCAGCGGCCAGGCUUCCUGAAGGAGAUUCCUCUGCAGGAUGUGGCUUUGCCUGACUUCCGCUGUGAGGAGGGCCAAGAGGAGUCAAGCUGUGUGCCCAGACCCCAGUGUCCCAGUGAAUGUACCUGCCUGGAGACUGUGGUGCGAUGCAGCAACAAGCACCUCCACUCGCUGCCCAAAGGCAUCCCCAGAAAUGUGACUGAACUGUAUCUGGAUGGAAACCAGUUUAGCGUUGUGCCAAAGGAGCUGUCUACCUUCAAAUACCUACAGCUGGUAGACCUGAGCAACAACAAGAUCAACACUCUGACCAACUCGUCCUUCUCUAACAUGAGCCAACUUACCACUCUAAUCCUGAGCUACAACUCCCUGCGUUGUAUCCCCAAAAUGGCCUUCAGUGGACUGCACUCUCUCCGACUGCUGUCUCUCCAUGGCAAUGAAAUCUCCGAGCUUCCUGAUGGCAUCUUCAGUGAUGUGUCCUCACUUUCUCACUUGGCAAUUGGUGCCAACCCUCUGUACUGCGACUGUCGUCUACGCUGGCUGUCUGACUGGGUGAAGACCAGCUACAAAGAGCCUGGCAUCGCCCGCUGCGCAGGGCCACAGGACAUGGAAGGCAAACUGCUGCUCACCACACCUGCAAAGAAGUUUGAAUGUACAGGAGAUGUGGACACUGCAGUGCUGGCCAAGUGUAACCCCUGUCUGUCCAGUCCCUGUCUGAACCAAGGCAUCUGUCACAGUGACCUGAUGGAGAUCUACAGGUGUAGCUGUCCUCCAGGAUUCAAGGGCAAGAACUGCGAGACAGCUCUGAAUGCCUGCGUGAGUAACCCGUGUGCCAAUGGAGGAACCUGCCAAGUGAAGGACGAGGAGGAAGGAGAGUACAGUUGCAUAUGUCCACUGGGCUUCGAGGGCCCCACUUGCCAAACCAACACUGACGACUGCGAAGACAACGACUGUGAGAAUGGAGCCACCUGCAUCGAUGGAGUCAACAACUACACUUGUUUUUGUCCCCCUCACUACACAGGGGAGAUGUGUGAAGAAAUGGAAGAUGUGUGUGCCCCAGGUCGGAGCCCCUGCAAACAUCAGUCUACCUGCCUCAUCACCUCCACUGGACCCAAGUGUGUGUGCUCUCCUGGUUAUGUUGGUGAUGACUGCAGUUUAGACUAUAAUGACUGUGAGGAGCAUCGCUGUCAGAAUGGAGCUCAGUGUAUGGAUGAGCUAAAUGGAUACUCCUGCGUCUGUCCUGAAGGAUACAGUGGUCAGUUGUGUGAGGUUCGCCCAUCUCCACUGUCCCUGUGUGAGCUGGCCGACUGCCAGAACAACGCACCAUGUGUGGAGCGAGGAGGACGCGCCCUGUGCCAGUGUCCUCCGGAGUUCGGGGGACCACGGUGCGAGAAGCUGGUCAGCGUCAACUUUGUUGAUAGAGACUCCUAUCUACUGCUGUCUGACCUCAAGAACUGGCCUCAAGCUAACAUCACCCUGCAGGUGUCAACAGCUGAGGAUAAUGGUAUCCUGCUGUACAAUGGAGACAAUGAUCAUAUUGCAGUGGAGCUCUAUCAAGGUCAUGUCAAGGUCAGCUAUGAUCCAGGCAGCCAGCCAGGACAUGCCAUCUACAGCACUGAGACUAUCAACGAUGGCCAGUUCCACACGGUGGAGCUGGUGACCUUUGACCAGAUGGUGAACCUGUCCAUUGAUGGGGGUCUCCCUACCACAAUGGACAGCUUUGGGGCGGUGCGGCCCCUCAACGGGGAGGCUCCGCUAUACGUGGGGGGCAUGCCAGUGGACGUACAUUCAGGCUCUUUCCGUCUCUGGCAGAUCCAGAACGGUUCCAGUUUCCAUGGCUGUAUCCAGAACCUGUACAUCAACAACGAGCUCCAGGACUUCACCAAGACCCAGAUGAAGCCUGGUGUGGUGCCGGGCUGUGAGCCCUGCAAGAAGAUCUACUGUGUACAUGGCAUCUGUCAGCCUGAUGGGGUCCAGGGACCAGUGUGCCACUGCCAGCCAGGCUGGAGUGGGCCGCACUGUGACCAACCUGCUACCAACCCCUGCCAGGGCAGCAAGUGCGUCCAUGGAAAGUGCAUCCCACUGGACACCCAGUCGUACCGCUGUGAGUGUGCAGAGGGUUAUCGCGGUGCCCUGUGUAACCAACAGGGGGAGCUGUUCAACCCCUGCCGACGUCUUUCUUGCAAACAUGGUCGCUGCCAGAUUUCAGACACAGGCGAUGCCUACUGUCACUGUGAAAGUGGUUACACUGGGGAACUUUGUGACGCAGAAUCUGAGUGUCGAGGGGAGCCUGUGCGAAACUUCUACCAGGUACAAAGAGGUUAUGCCAUCUGCCAGACAACACGCAUGGUCUCUUGGGUGGAGUGCACCGGAGUUUGCGACACUGGGGCCUGCUGCGCCAGCCAACGAAUGAAGCGUCGGAAAUACACCUUCGAAUGCAGCGAUGGAACCUCCUUCAGCGAGGAAGUGGAGAAGACCAUCAAGUGCGGCUGUGCGGGCUGCAUGUAGCACCAUUCACUCACAUUUCCUGCUGCUGCUGCCGAGCAGAAGGUAGAAAGAAAGGAAGGAAGAAAGGAAGAGAGAGAGAGGACUGGAGGAAAGUGAGGGAAGGAAAGAAAGAAAGAGAGAGAGAGAGAAGAUUAUAAAGAGUAUAUAUAAAACCUCUAUCUAUAUAUUAUGGACAACAGUGUUUGUAAAAUAGGACAUUUCCUCCCCUUCCAAGGGUGUGUGACCAGUAACACAGAGAAACCAACAUCAUGGCAACAAUGUAGAAGUGACAUCAACUGCAACAAAACCAUUGUAUUUGCAACAUUGUUCCAAGGGGUCCAGAGAUUUCAAAGGUGUUGCAUUCAGCGUGAGGCAUCCCUCCAACCCAAAUUACCCAGUGUGAAUUCCCCAUCCAUCUGAGAGGCCUCUGACAGCCUAGCCACCAUCUACCAUCUUUACUUCGUGGAGGCAGUGAGGACAGUGGAGUCCAGUCCGGCUAAGAAUGGCAGAAGCAAGGCAGAGAAAGACAAAAAGAGAGAAACAGAGGGAUGAGAAGAGAGCUGGACCGUUUGACUUGGCAAAGCUAUCUUGAGUUGAGCUUGGCUGGGUUACCUGGACUGGGCUGGAUAUGGUUUGGGUUGAGUUAAAGUUGGUGUUGGUUUGGUGUAGCAAUUUCUCUGCCAGGAUACAGUCAUCCAUCCACACAUGCACAUGUAGAAGUGAACAAAGAAAAGGUAGGGUUAGAGUGGCACAUAAUCCCGUGCGGAUGUCGUGGCUUGGAGGCCAGGUGGUCUGGUGUCACAGUUGUUUGCUGUGAAGUACCGCAACAUAGAAAAUACAUAAAAAUAGAGACUGCACUGACUAGCAGCACUGAAAAUGACAGUCAUACACCUCUCUGAAGUACAUGAUCACACAUGCAUGACAUACAUACAUUUACACACAGGCCACUGACGCUUGUAAAAGUGCAAAGGGCUUGUGUGGUCCAACUAUCUGUUCUGUUCAUACAGCAAACCAGUCUGGCGCUGGCAGUGCCCAGUGGUUAUCACUCCCCCAGCAUACAUUGCCUCAGGGUUAGGAUGAUUUGCAUAAUCCCACCCCCUUUGAGCAGGAGGCUGUGAAGUCCCGCUCCUCUUAAUGCCUGCAGUAUUAAACUUGUGCAAACUGUUGCAUGUCUGGAGAACAGUUUGCCAACAAAUAUUUAGAGUUUCUUAAUAUCAAUAUAAAUGUUAUUACAAAACAAAAGGUUGCAGAAUCAUCUUCUAAUUUUUGUUUUGUUCUGUCUAAUUUCUUAUAUUGAUUUGUUUUUAUUUUUGUUAUAUUUUGUGUCAUGAUGUAACCUAACUCCUUUAGCCGCCCCAACCCCCAAUCCUCCCCAACAACCCUUUAUAUAGAAAUGCCUAACAGAUUCUAAUAUAUAUAUAUAUUUGUAUUUCAUUUUGGUAUAGUAUUUUUCUAUGUUAAAGAGGAAGUCUGUUUCUGGAAGCUUUGGGACUUGUGGAAAGGCAUUCAGUUGGUUCCCUAGGUGUUUUUAUUUGUUGAUCUCACUUACGCCAACAAGGUAAUUAAUUACGUUAAUUGGCCAAAAAUACAGCAGCUGGUUGGCCUUGUUGUAUAGGAGGCAGUAUUGGUCUAGAAAUAUGUUUAAUAUUGUAUAUGUUGUCUUCCAUGUGAAUAUUACAUCUAAUUCAUGAGAGUCUGUGCUUGUUUUUAUUUAUUUUAUCUAAAGGCGUUUUCCUGUAGAACGUUAAAGGCAUAAAUGUUGCUGUCUUUCAGAUAUUUGCAAAAAUUUCAAAAAGAUGAAAAAAGGUAAAAUUAUGAGUAAAAAGAGCAUAAAAAUAAAAGGUAUUUGUAACAUCACUUACCCACGAGUUAUGACAGUGUUUUCCUCCUCUCCGGCUUAGACAUUCCUCGUUUGCUGCAAGAGCUGGAGAGGUCAGAUCUGGGAUUAAGACAUGUCCCCCCUCAAAUUUACCUUGUAAUUACCAUAACACUUAAAGGCUUCUGAGGCUUGUUUUCAUGUUCAUUUUGUUGAAGUUCUGGGUUGUAUUUCUAUCAUUUUAAUUGGAGAGAUGUUUGCCGUAGAAAGAAGGGGUUUUUAGUUCAACAAAGUUAAAGUAGUCAAGCUCAUCUGAUCAUAAGCUGCUGUCAAGCCAGAAGAAAUAGGAUGAAGUUGCUUCUGUGGACAAUGAUCAUGUUAAGAUAUAUCAUCCUAGUUCUAGCAACUGUGUGAAGCAUUACAUGCCUAGCACUGACAGAUAAUAAAUGAAAAUAAAUGGUCUGGACAUUUCAAUGUCUGUCAGCUCUGGCUGGCUAUCUACACACAAAAAAAGAAGAAAUGGUGCCAAUUACAGUGAACACAACAGUCAUACCUGAAUGUAUAAAUGUGUAUAGAUAAAUAUGACCUAUGCUUAUUCAUGAAGUGGUAACUUUUAGCUGUAAUUUAGUUUCCGAUGUAAGAUAUAGAAAUCACAUACUGUUCGAUAAGUGACAGUCCAUCAGGAUAGCUUAAGGCAUUGUUCUCCCUGCAGACUGAGACUGCGUUUAUCCAUUUUGCUGAUCUAAAUGUUAAAAGUCUCUUUAUAGUGUGAAAGGCUGCAGACCCAGAUCUCAGCUUGGUACAAUGCACACAGAGCUCCUAUUCAUAUUGCUACUCAUGUUGACUUUGUUUUACAUGCCGAUGUUGUGAUGCCAGUGGUGUACAAUAACAUUAAAAGAAGAUCUCAUAAAGGAUACUGGUGAACAGUCACUGUAAUUCUUAGGCUGUGUACCUCAUAAAGGUGCAUCUUUAGUCGAAUGUGGCUUUCUUUUCAUGUCUCCUUUCCUUCCUCUGCACUGAUCUGUACUGGACUGGUGCAUUCAACUUCCUGGUAGACAUCUUAGUGGUGCUUGUGCUAUAUUGAGAUGUAAUUCAGUUACCUGGUCACAUGACCAGAAAAACACAGAUUUUUCCAUCCUAUGAACUAUAUACAUAAAUAUGUUAUUGUAAAUGACACAAUGUCUCUGUUGUAUUGAACUGGUGCAAAAACUAUAUCCCUGGUUGGGUUCUGUCUGUUUGCUUUUUGUUACAGGAUUGAUGGUGGGAUUAAACUGAAAAACUCCCAAUGCUGAAUGUAUGUAGUGCCACCGACAAAAUGUUUACCAAACCUCCACUCUUUUUCAUUAAUUAAACUUAAAUGUGUGUGCUUUUAAGAA
Scatophagus argus is the source of this 8294-nucleotide messenger RNA. It is a transcript of the gene slit1a, whose product is annotated as slit homolog 1a (Drosophila). Gene Ontology annotation, biological process: negative chemotaxis; axon guidance. The record is from RefSeq and is a predicted model, not a curated record. Bases 516 to 5123 code for a protein of 1535 amino acids. Gene Ontology annotation, molecular function: calcium ion binding; heparin binding; Roundabout binding. The transcript has 37 exons. NCBI's taxonomy places the organism in Eukaryota, Metazoa, Chordata, Actinopteri, Scatophagidae.